Psylliodes chrysocephalus is the source of this 1655-nucleotide messenger RNA. The record is from the annotation of a GenBank genome assembly. Lineage: Eukaryota; Metazoa; Arthropoda; Insecta; Coleoptera; Chrysomelidae.
GUAUUUAUUACCUCUGACAUUUUAUGUUAAGUUUAAUUAUUUUAGCCGCUGUGUGAUAGAUUGCUUGUGUGGGAGUCAACUCCAUAUAUAACUUUGUUUCAACACCAAAAAUCCACUUACAUUCUGGUAAUAUCGGUUUGUGGUAAAUAAUAGAAAACCACGAAAAGCGAAUGACUAAGUUCGUUUCUUUGUCACUAACACCGAUGCGCUGCCGUUGUGCCUAGAAUAGCGACAUAAUUCAGACGACGAGGCAACUUCCAAAGUUUAAAUGACGAUUAAUUAGAACACUCCGUGGUUUAACGCGCGGUUUUAAUAAAACGAAACAACUAAUUCCACAUACAUGAUGAGGGAUUCCAUCUGGUACUUUGGUACUUAAACAGUGCUAAAACUUAUAACGUUAUAGGCAUGGACAGUCUUGGAAUAAAUUUCAGAAAGGGGUUACAUGGUUUAUUAUAACAGCCCCCGAGAAAACUCAAAAUUAAAAUUGUCUGUCAAAGUUCAAAAUAUUUUGGGUUGGUCCUUUAGCCACUGUCACAAAAUGGCAUUUACUAAUUAACAUUUUCAUUGUAAACAAAAUUUAUUAUCUUAAAAUAAUGCUGCAACAAAAAAGGAGGGGUUGAUAUUACUCCUGAAAUCGUGCAGAUAUAGGGUGAGUUGAAAAAAAAUAAGUAAGUAGUUAUAAGCAUUUACUUAAAAUUAAAAGCAAACACUUGUUGUUAGGUGAAGAGAACUAAGACAAUUCUUACAAAAGUUUACUUGUACAAAAUGAAGUUUUUACGUAUGUAUAUACCUAGUACUACACGCCUGUUUAAAAGGUUGCUUAUUUACGUAGUUUUCUGAUUGAGAGCGGUUUUAGUAAUUACUUACGAUGUCAUCCAGUGGCGAAGACACUGAAAAACCAAAAAAUAUUUCGGAUAACAGAUCACAUUUAUUUUAAAACAUAAAGUGGUCCUAAAUAAGUCGAUGGUACCAACAAUGGUUGCGGCGAAGGAAAAUGGGUGGAAAGCAAUCAAAGAUGUAUUUUUAAAAUACACAGGAAAAUGUAUAACUGUUGAGAUCAGUUGAAAAAGUUACUUAAUAAUAUGAAAAGCAAAGUUAAGAAAAAAACUGAUUUAUCUGCCACAGGAAAUAAACCAAUCAAGCUACUGCAAUGGGAAAAACAAUUUCUAGAAAGGUUAAAUGCCGAAGAAAACGCUGUUUUCGCUAAAAUUCCUGGAGCUGUCGCAUUUGGAACAGACACUAGAAAAUCUGGUAUUUUUUCAUUACGGCAAAAUGAAAGCAAAACUACUAUUAUAAGCGGAAGUUUAGUCGAGACGAACACUACAACACGCGAGAUACAACAUGGAGUAGACAAUUCUACCACAAGUUCCAAUGGUAAUGUUUCCAAACAACAGAGGUUGUUAGCUGCUGAAACAAAAGAAACGAAAAACCUAUCAACUUCGGAGCUGCAACGCUAAGUGUUACUGGAACAGUUUAAACUGACAAGAUUACAAAUUGAAAAGGAGGAACUACAACUAUAAGGUUUACGCCAGCAACAAGUUACAGAGGUAAAUGAUGAUUAUGCCAAUAAGGAAUUUAAUAUUCAAGUUCCAUGUCAUAAAAAAUAAUAAAAAUAUGUUCUGCUAUUUAAGAAUAUGUUGUAAAUGCAGCAGGUA